ACAACAACUAGAACUUGACCAUGAUGGCUAUUUCGAAGACCUCGUCCGCAGCGCUUCUCCUCAUCGCCGCAGCUUCUACCGGCGUCUCGGAAGGCGCAAACCUGCGCCAGAUGCAGCGAAACUUGGGCGCGACGUACUCGCAGUCCAGUGACUUCCACUCCGAAAUGCUGGCUCGGGUUAAUAAGGAGCGUGCUGCUGAAGGCCUUCCUCCUGUUUGCGGUAACAAGAAGCUGCUUUCGUCAUCCCAGCGUCACAGCGACGACAUGGCCCAGAACAACUACAUGGCUCACGACGGAACGGACGGCUCCACGAUGUCCCAACGCAUCACCGACACGGGCUACAAGUGGAGCGCUGUCGGCGAGAACGUUGCUGCCGGUCAGGUAGAUGUCCAAGCCGUCAUGGACGCCUGGAUGCACUCGCCUGAGCACCGUGAAAACAUCAUGGGCGAGUACACCAUGGUUGGAGUUUCGUACGCCUACAACGACAACACCGAGUACAAGCACUAUUGGACCCAAGAUUUCGGCAAGGGAGACACCGAAUCGUGUGAUUCUGACUCGAACCAGGAACAAGAACAGAGUCCUGAUCAGGAUCAAGUUGCUCAAAAUGACGACAAUGUUCAGGGCGAGGCCGACAAUGAGGAGACGCCGGUCCCCAAGACUGCAGCUUACGUGACUGAGGCACCAGAAUCUGAAGCUCCGUGCCCCGAGGAACAGCCUGGCAAGGUCCAAGGUGUGACCGGCACGGAUUCGCAACAGCCUAGUGUACCCGUGCAGGACACUACUCCGGCACCGGAGGCUCAGCGAUCUGCUGACGAGCAAGACGUCCCUGGUAAGGUUAGCUCGGCGAACGACUGUGACGCGAAGUUCUAACACAGCACGGAUCUCUAAUGUAAUAUAGAUGUGAAAACCA
Molecule: messenger RNA, 909 nt
Organism: Phytophthora nicotianae INRA-310
Lineage: Eukaryota; Oomycota; Peronosporomycetes; Peronosporales; Peronosporaceae
Exons: 1
Coding region: 21-869 (282 amino acids)
Source: RefSeq, a predicted model, not a curated record